Molecule: messenger RNA, 1419 nt
Organism: Phoenix dactylifera (date palm)
Lineage: Eukaryota; Viridiplantae; Streptophyta; Magnoliopsida; Arecales; Arecaceae
Source: RefSeq, a predicted model, not a curated record
AGAAAAACGAAAGAAAGGGGUAUUAUAAGAGUGAGAAAACCCGUUCGGCCUCCGCUCCAAAACCCUAGAUCGCCUCUUGCUCGCGGCGCCCCCCGGGACGAACUUCCCCAUUGCUCGCAGCCAUGGCGGACGUGGAGGCGGACGUUGCGGCCGGGCAGCCGAAGAAGCGGACCUUCAGGAAGUUCAGCUACCGUGGCGUCGAUCUUGAUGCCCUCCUGGACAUGUCCACCGACGAGCUCGUCAAGCUCUUCCACGCUCGGGCUCGCAGGAGGUUUCAGCGCGGCCAGAGGAAGCCGAUGGCUCUGAUCAAGAAGCUCCGCAAAGCGGUAUGAGUUGACCCACUUUUAUAUGCUUAUGACAUUUUAUAUUAAUUUAGAAGUAAAUUCUGGUUACAUACGACCACGGUGUCAGCUUUUUUCUUCUUGUAGUUACCUCUUGGCUUUAAUUUAUGCUGUUGUCAAGGCAAUGGGAAGAAUGAUUUGUUUCAUUAAAGUGUGCUCAAGGCUGGAAUUAUGUUAGUGAAAUGAGAAUUGUUUCUUGGCAAGAAAUAGGAUGCCAACAAAAGCUAUAAGUUAUUUCUGUUCCAAAGUUUACUGUUGUUUCUGGAUCUCCCAUCGCAAGAUUCAUUUCUUAUGCAUAUUGUUUCUUUUUCAUGGUGGGCAUUGUUAUAUACCUCCAUCAAGUUUUGCUGAUUAUAUAUAUUAUGGUUCUUUUUUGCUGAAAAAAGAGUAAUUAUUAUCUUGUUAAGUCCAUGAUCAAGUUCAUAGUUUUUGCACCUUUGGUGUACAGGACUUAAAGUUAAGGGGUUUUGAAUGACCUUUUAUAAAUGGACCCAUGACCCAUGUAUACAUCAUAUGGUAUAACUUGUUGCUUAUAUAUUAUCAAGUUUGCUGUUUCAGUUCUGAGAAUGAUCUAGCCAUUGUCUAUGAUUCCAUAAAGCUAAUGUACUUAUAGCCUACUCAAAUGUCAUCUCUUUGUAUUGGAUAAUGAGCAGGCUGGGAAUUUAGUUUGCCAUGCCUUAUAUGCUGAGAAAGGUAACAAGUGGGGCUAUCGAUGCUACAAUAACAAGUUGUCGGUAGAGAAUCAAAAGUCACUAAGACUGCAACAAAGUUUAUGCCAUUGACUGAGGGGGUUGCAAUCACCAACUUCAAGAUGGUUAACAUUGAUAGGGAAAAAAAACAUUUAAAAGUUUGGAGCAUCAAGGAGGCAUUUGAAAGGUUGACAAGGACCUUACUGUUCUUAAUAGAAAGUAUAUUUAGUCUGCUGUUAAAAGACCUGAUGUAAUAUUAGGCACCUGUUAUCUUCUGAAUGGAAAGUAGUCUUAGUCUGCUGUUCAAAGAUCUGAUGUAACACUAGAUUCUGAACCCUGUAGGAGGGUUUUGCUGUCUUCAGGCUUGGAACCAGUUUGCUUGGACUGCA